This is a messenger RNA of Zingiber officinale, 708 nucleotides long. Its product is annotated as histone H3.3. The record is from RefSeq and is a predicted model, not a curated record. Gene Ontology annotation, molecular function: DNA binding; protein heterodimerization activity; structural constituent of chromatin. Gene Ontology annotation, cellular component: nucleosome. The transcript is spliced from 2 exons. Bases 89 to 499 code for a protein of 136 amino acids. Lineage: Eukaryota; Viridiplantae; Streptophyta; Magnoliopsida; Zingiberales; Zingiberaceae.
UCCUGUACUUUCCGCGAUUCGAAAGUCAUCUCGUGAGUUUGAGUUUUCGUCGCUUGAAACCCUACCUUUACUUUGCCGGCGCCGAUCCAUGGCUCGUACGAAGCAGACCGCUCGCAAAUCCACCGGCGGCAAGGCUCCCCGGAAGCAGCUCGCCACCAAGGCGGCGAGGAAGUCGGCCCCUACCACCGGCGGUGUCAAGAAACCUCAUAGGUACCGUCCCGGGACGGUGGCGCUCCGCGAGAUCCGCAAAUACCAGAAGAGUACGGAGUUGCUGAUCCGAAAGCUGCCGUUCCAGCGGCUUGUUCGCGAGAUCGCGCAAGACUUCAAGACGGAUCUACGUUUCCAGAGCCAUGCAGUCCUGGCGCUUCAGGAAGCUGCUGAGGCCUACCUUGUCGGUCUCUUUGAAGACACCAAUCUCUGCGCUAUCCAUGCUAAGCGCGUGACGAUCAUGCCAAAGGACAUCCAGCUCGCUCGCCGCAUCCGUGGGGAGCGCGCUUAAUCGGUGAAAUCCAUCGUUUUCAUGAUUGCUUGGCCUAUGCUGGAAGGAUGUUUGUUGAGCAAUAUUAACUUUUUUUUAUUUAGAAAGACAUUCGAGAACCUUGUUAUAUUAUGGUAGACUGAUUGUAAAUUUAUGGAUUGAUAAUCUCUGGCUAUUUGCACGUUUUUGUAGUUGCCGUUCAUAUUUUGAUAAUAUCUUGCAUUGUUGAA